Dinoponera quadriceps is the source of this 1859-nucleotide messenger RNA. RefSeq names its product AH receptor-interacting protein. The transcript is spliced from 8 exons. The coding region runs from base 183 to 1175 and encodes 330 amino acids. NCBI's taxonomy places the organism in Eukaryota, Metazoa, Arthropoda, Insecta, Hymenoptera, Formicidae. The record is from RefSeq and is a predicted model, not a curated record. Gene Ontology annotation, molecular function: protein binding; peptidyl-prolyl cis-trans isomerase activity.
GUGAAAACAAUAUACUUGUCUCUUUUCAACUUAUUGCACUAGUUCAGCUGUGCAGCGAAAACGAACAGACCUGUAAACUUCUUGCACUGGUGUGCACUAGUGCAGAAAGUGUUUCGAAAAAAAAACAGACCUAAGACCUCUAUCUCUUAGUGCCAUUGAAUAGUGUGGUGUAUACCAUCACAAUGAGUGACGAAAACAUAGUGAAAACUGUCCUACAUGUAGGAACAAGAACUAUUAAUUUUACACCAGGAACAAAAGUUAUAUUUCAUUUUAAAACUACAAAAUGUAAUCACGAUAAAGCAGUAAUAGAUGACAGUAGGGCAAUGGGAAGUCCAAUGGAACUGGUAUUAGGGAAACAAUUCAAACUUGAAGUGUGGGAAGUGAUUGUACAAAAGAUGGCGUUAAAUGAAGUUGCUUGUUUCAAAGUACAUAAGAAUCUAGUGACUACAUAUCCUUUUGUGUCUAAGACAUUAAGAGAGGCUGGCAAGCCACAAUUGCAAAAACUUAACCAUCAUUGUUGCGGUGUUACUUUACAAAAUGAAGGCAUUGGUUAUACUGAUUUAAACGAUCUUAUAAAAUAUCCUCAAGACUUAGAAUUCACUAUAGAACUCAUUAAGGUGGUUUUGCCAAAUGAAUAUGAAAAGGAAUCCUGGCAAAUGACGGAGGAUGAAAAGCUUAAAAACAUUCCACAUUUAAAGGAAAAAGGAAAUGUCUUUUUCAAGGAGAAAAAAUACGAUAGUGCAUUGGAAACAUAUGCAAAAGCUAUUGGAAUGUUGGAGCAACUCAUGCUAGCGGAAAAACCAAACGAUGAGGAAUGGUUAUCUUUAAAUCAAAUGAAGAUACCAUUACUUUUGAAUUAUGUACAAUGUAAAUUAUUAAAUAAGGAGUACUAUUCAGUUAUCGAACAUUGUACAACAGUCUUGAAAACAGAGCCAGAGAAUGUAAAGGCACUCUAUCGACGAGGUAAAGCGUAUAUUGGUGUGUGGGAUGAAGGAAAUGCCAUUAAAGAUUUAAGGAAAGCUGCUGGAAUAGAUCCUCUGUUACAUAAUACCGUCGAGAAAGAAUUACAGGCAUUUGCAACAGCUAUAAAAGAGAAGAACGUUGCACAAAAAGAGAAACUAGCAAAAUUAUUUAAGGUGCAUCUGAAUAGAGAAUCGGAACGCGCCUAUAGCUGAGAUGGCUAAAAGUGAUCCAUUAUUUCAAGAAUAAAUUUGUGAUUCUCCGUGACACAUUGAAUAGAUAUAUCUCAGUUUAUCGUAUUUUAUAGGUUUCAGGAUUAAACCAAAUUAUUAUGUUUUUCAGGGCAAAUUAGAAAAUAAGGCUAUAUACCGCAAACAAUUUAUUACAUAUCAUUUCUCCUGUAGCGUCACAAAAUUAGCCCGACUGUCUGAGAUAGUCGAGCCUUAAGGUCGAUACUUAACGUGACUUAAAGCAUUACAGACAUUUCUGUGCGAAGGCCUUGAGAAUCAUACUUCCAAGUUAUUGAAACAACAUGAGUUCUUAAGUAUUCGCGUCGAUUAAUCAAAUUCAACAAUGUUUUUUUUUUAAUCGUGUUUCUUUUAUUUAUAAGAAACGAGAGGGGCUAAUAGUUCCGUACUAAUUUUUUAUUAUGAAAUUCAUAAAUGUGAGAAUAGUACAUGCAUAAUAUUGUUAAUAUAUAUUUAUAUAAUUCUUCAUGGUACGAAUAUUUAAAAAUUAAUUUAUGUAUAUUGAUGUAGUUAAGAGAAUAUCAUAACAUUGAUAUCAUAUUUAAAUGUAUUGUAAAUAUGUAUGUUGUAUUGUUUUAUAUUUUACUUUAUUUUGACAAACUGAUAAUGUAUUUGUUACUUAUUGUUGUUACAAGUAAGUCUACUUAAUAA